Messenger RNA from Salmo salar (Atlantic salmon), 7627 nucleotides. Lineage: Eukaryota; Metazoa; Chordata; Actinopteri; Salmoniformes; Salmonidae. The record is from RefSeq and is a predicted model, not a curated record.
UUUUUUUUAUGUAUAACAAAAACCGACACCCAGCUACCUAAAGCUGAUAGACUAAUAUUUUAUGUAUGCAGGAGCUUAACACGUGUAGUGUCAUUUGUUACAGUAUAGCAGACAGUUGGCUUGAUUUUGCAACAAGGACAGAGAGUUGGUGGUUCUGAAAAACACUUAAAGGCCGAAGGUUUAUCAGCUGAUGAGAUUUGCUUUUGAGAACUGUGAGGAAACGUUAGUAGCUAUCCCACAGACAGACAAGUAUGUUCUCAAACUAAGCUGAAGAAGUGAAGAGCUUGCGAGCGCAUUAUCUAUUGUUUCACCAUUGGUAAUAUUCACUUCCUUUUGUAGUACGUUUUGUUGAAUAAUGAAACGUUAUUACUGUUUUUUUAACGAUAGCCACCUCCUGCGGCUGCGUUCUUGAGCUGUCAAUGAACAGAGGGAUCACAGAUUCCACUCCGGCGUCGAGACAGAAGUCAGUCCCAAAUGAAGAACUGAUGAUCAGGAGGCAACUUUCCAACUGGAUGCUAAAGAUGCAAAUAAUUUUUGUAUUAUUUACUUUUAGUACAUUUUAUGCGCACCAGUUGCGUUCUAGAGGUUAGUUUUGUGUUAAAUUUUACAAGGCAUUUUCACUCCAUGCUCGGGCGAGGAAAAGAGCGACGGGAUGGAAGUUUAGCGGUAUCGGCCUUAAAAAGUGAGACUGGGAUCUCUUGAGGAUUUGAUUAUUGUGUGAAGUUAUGACAAUGACUGGAUCAAUGGAAAAUUCUUUCAAACAAGCUUUAAAGAAACCUCCAUCACUACGGACAGCAGAGGACUUGCACACUAUUUACUGUCACUUCUACCACAUGGAUGUCCUGUCCCACCUCAGGGAGCACCAGCUCAGGUCAAUGAGUACUUCAGCCAGGUAUGAGAGACACGAAGCUAACCACAUCCUGUUCUACCCAGACAGCAUCUCCACAUGCUGGUACACCCUCCUGUCUGGUUCAGUUUUCCUCAAGGACCACAUGUACUUGGCCAGAUGCUGCUUUGGCAAGCAGCUGGGGGGCAGACGAGGCUGUGAAUGCAUCACUUUAGAGCCCUCAGAAAUGAUUGUGCUUGGUGAUGUGUUUCAGGUGGACAAUGCCAGCGAGGGUGAGGGGGCACAGCAGAGGGAGGCAUCCCAGAGACGUUCCCGCCGGCGCUUUCGCAAAGUCAACCCCCGGGGAGAGCGGGAACUGAUCACUGACGGCCAGGACCCCACGGAUUAUGUGGAUAACCAGCUUCCUGGAGACCUAAACAAGAUGCACCUUACAGACCACCCCCACAGCCAGGGGAUCCAUGUGCCGCCCAGCCAAUCCGGAUGCAGUAUCACCAGCGACUCGGGGAGCAGUAGCCUAUCAGACAUCUACCAGGCUACAGAGAAUGAAAUGGGUGAUGUGGACCUAUCCGGGCUCCCGGAGGCAGCGGUGGACUCUGAGGAGGAGGAGGAGGAGGAGGAUGAAGACCUGGAGAGGACGUCAGACACCCUGAUUGGUAGAGACCUGGUCAGGGAGUGUCUGGAGAAAGACCCAGUGGACCGCAACGAUGAUGACAUUGAACAACUGUUGGAGUUCAUGCACCAGCUGCCAGCCUUUGCCAACAUGACCAUGUCAGUGCGAAGGGACCUGUGUACUGUCAUGGUGUUUGAGGUGGUGGAGCAAGCAGGGACCGUCAUCCUACAGGACAAACAGGAGCUGGACCUGUGGUAUGUGAUCCUGAACGGGGGGGUGGAGAUCGGCCACCCAGACAGCCGCAUGGAGACCCUCUGCAUGGGCAACAGCUUUGGCAUCUCCCCCUCCCUGGACAAGCAGUACAUGAGCGGAGUGGUGCGCACCAAGGGGGACGACUGCCAGUUUGUGUGCAUCGCCCAAGAGGACUACUGGCGGAUCCUCAACCAUGUGGAGAAGAACACACACAAGGUGGAGGAGGAGGGAGAGAUCGUCAUGGUGAAGGAACAUCGCGAGCUGGACCGCAGCGGCACCAGGAAGGGACAUAUCGUCAUCAAGGGCACCCCACAGCGUCUGAUCAUGCACCUGGUGGAGGAGCCGUCAGUGGUGGACCCCACCUACAUCGAAGACUUCCUCCUCACCUACCGCACCUUCCUCUCCAGCCCCAUGGAGGUCGGCAAGAAGCUGCUCGAGUGGUUCAAAGUCGACAGCCUCAGAGACACGGUGACACGGAUAGUGCUGUUAUGGGUGAACAAUCAUUUCAACGACUUUGAAGGUGACCCGGCCAUGACGCAGUUCCUGGAAGAGUUUGAAAAGCUGCUGGAAACCACAAAAAUGAAGGGUCACCUGCGGCUGCUGAACAUAGCGUGUGCAGCCAAGGCCAAGUGGAGGCAGAUCACCCUGCAGAAACCUUCCAGGGAGUCCCCGCUCUACUUCAGCCUGCAUGGCGGCAGCGAGAGGGGCUUCGGCAUCUUCGUGGAGUCGGUGGAGGAGGGCAGCAAGGCCGCCGAGGCAGGACUCAAACGGGGAGACCAGAUUAUGGAGAUCAAUGGUCAGAACUUUGAGAACAUCUCCUACGUCAAAGCUAUGGACUUCCUGAGGAACAACACACACCUCUCCCUCACAGUCAAGACCAACAUCUUCGUGUUCAAAGAGCUGUUGAGCCGGAUCGUACACGAGAAGAUGAACAGGGGUCCCCACAUCCCCAAGAUCCAGGAGAAGAAGUGUAACCGCUUCUCCAUCCCAGACCUGCCCGGAGACAUGGAGUUCUCCACAGACCAUAAGGCCACCAAGAAGAUGAAGGCCAACACAGUUUCUGGAGGACGGAACAAGAUCAGGAAGAUGCUGGAGAAAACCCGUUUCAGCAUCCUACCACCCAAGCCCUUCAGUGAUGGCGGCGUGGGCCAGUCUCAGGAUGACAGCAUCGUGGGCACUAAGCAGUGCAGGCACAGCGUGGCCAUCAUGCCCAUCCCUGGCAGCAGCAUGUCAUCCAGCAGUCCUGAUCUGCUACAGCCAGCCACCAGUGUGCUGGACUUCUCCAACACAGCAGCCGUGGGCUUACACUAUAUUCCAGACCAGGUGAUCCGGGUGUUCAAGGCUGACCAGCAGAGCUGUUACAUUAUCAUCAGUAAGGACACCACGGCCAAGGACGUGGUCAGUCACGUGGUCAAUGAGUUUGGCCUUAUCGCAGCCCCGGAGACCUACUCCCUCUGUGAGGUGUCUGUCAGUCCCGAGGGCGUCCUCAAACAACGCAGGCUACCUGACCAGCUCUCUAAGCUGGCUGACCGCAUCCAGCUCAAUGGCAGGUACUACCUGAAGAACAACAUGGAGACGGAGACGUUGUGUUCAGACGAUGACGCCCAGGAGCUGCUGAAGGAGAGUCACAUCACCCUGCUGCAGCUCAGCACCGUGGAGGUAGCCGCCCAGCUCUCCAUGAGGGACUUUGAGCUGUUCCGUAACAUUGAGUCCACUCAGUACGUAGACGACCUCUUCAAGCUGCUGGACUCCUCGGGGGGGCUCCAACAGACACACCUUAAGCAGUUUGAGGAAGUCAUCAACCAGGAGACCUUCUGGGUCGCCACGGAGAUCCUGAGAGAGCCCAACACCAUGAAGAGGAUGAAGACCAUCAAACACUUCAUUAAGAUCGCCCUGCACUGUAGAGAGUGCAAGAACUUCAACUCUAUGUUCGCCAUCAUCAGUGGUCUGAAUCUGGCUCCAAUAGCUCGGCUCAGGUCGUCGUGGGAGAAGCUGCCCAGUAAGUACGAUAAGCUGUUCCAGGACCUGCAGGACAUCUUUGACCCAUCCAGGAACAUGGCCAAGUACCGCAAUGUCCUGAGCAGCCAGAGCAUGCAGCCUCCCAUCAUCCCCCUGUUCCCUGUCGUCAAGAAGGACCUCACCUUCCUACAUGAGGGUAAUGACUCUUACGUAGACGGCCUGGUGAAUUUUGAAAAGCUAAGGAUGAUUGCUAAGGAGAUCCGUCACGUGGUCCGUAUGACCUCCGCCAACAUGGACCCAGCUCUCAUGUUUAGACAGAGGAAGAAGAGGUGGAAGAGUUUAGGGUCUCUGAGUCAGGGCAGCACCAACUCCAACAUGUUAGACGUACAGGGCGGGGCCCAUAAGAAGCGUGUGCGUCGCAGCUCGCUGCUCAACGCUAAGAAGCUGUACGAGGAUGCGCAGAUGGCCCGUAAGGUGAAGCAGUACCUGUCCAACCUGGCGGUGGAGACGGACGAGGAGAAACAUCAGACCAUGUCUCUACAGUGUGAGCCUACCUACAGCACCUUGUCCAAGAACUUGAGUGAGCGACGGUACAACAAGUCGGACAUGUCUCCCGUGUCGCUGCGCUCGCCGCUGCACGGGGGGAAGACCCAGAACCGCGUGUCUCAGGUGCUCCAGGUCCAGGUACCCCUCUACCCGCUACGGAAGAAGAGCACCGCCAAGGACAUUCACACCGCACACAACUCCAGCUCUCCCCAGGUGAUAAAGAAGCCUCCCAGCUCCCAGCUCAGCCAAUCAGAGGACAGUCCCUGGAUUGUGAAGAGGCCUGCUGAAGACACUGUGUCCACCGUUUCCUCCCUGCAUUCCAGCCCCACCGUAUCGCCACAGGGGUCCCCUCGCAAAGGUCUACACCCUGGCUACCUCACAUUACCUCUCACUACAGCAUCUUCUACAAUCCAUUCAUCCAUCUCACAACUCAUACCCAUAACUCAGAACCAAGCAUACCCAUUCUUCAUCAAAGUGGGUGGUGUGGCCAACCCCCAGCAUAACACCAACAGCCAGAUGAACCGGUCUGGCUCGUCGUCCUCUCUCACCAGCGAGGCCAGCACCAAGGCAGGCACGGCCAGCAGCCGCAGCUACGGCAUAGGCUAUGCCCUGAUGCCUGCAGGGAAGUCAGACAACCUGUCCGACUCCAGCCACAGUGAGAUCUCGUCCCGCUCCAGCAUCGUCAGUAACUGCUCAGUGGACUCCAUGCCUGCUGGUCCUGCAGAGGAGCGCCAAGGCAUCAAGACCAGGGACACCACAGAGACCCCAGGCACCACCACGCAACUCACACAUGCCAACUCUGACUGCAGCCAGCCCAGCACCAGUUUGUCUUUGGCGCGGGGCCAGGUGACGCGGGGCUCCACCUUCACCUCCUUGACCUCCACAGAGGAACUGGCCCCCGAUCACGCUUCCCUGGACAGCGUGGUCGACAGCGGGCGGGGAAGCUGGACCUCCUGCUCCUCCAACUCCCAUGACAGCUUCCAGAGCCUGCCUGUCCCCCUUCUAGGCCUGGGCCGACCCCCUGCCUGGGACCAACUGGCGCCUGGGGCCUUCCGCCACACCCAGCUAGCAGGGCCUAUAGCAGAGGUGGAGGCUGGGCCAGCCGGGGAGGGGGUAGUGGGAGCACCAGGGGCGGGGUCCGGGGGAGGAGAGGACGCCAAGAGGCUCUCCAGAGACAGUUCAGAGCUCAACCAAUCACGGCAGAGCUGGGCCUCGUCAUCCUCGCUGUCUGACACAUAUGAGGGGAACUACGGCACCAUCAAACGCCGCACUGCAGACGGUGCCUCAGACGCCCCUGGGGAGGGACCCGACGCACCCCAAAGCACAGCCCCCAUCUACAAAACGGUCACGUCCAGCACCGAGAAAGGCCUCAUAGUGUAUUGUGUAACCUCUCCCACCAAGGACGAUAGGUAUAGGGGGCCUCCCCCCACCCCUCCAGGAUACCAGGGCCUCACCCUGGUUAACGGACAGGAUGGAGUUCCUCCUCGGCUCUCCCACUUGCGACCGCCCGACUAUAGUGUGGCCCUGCAGAGGUCUAAGCUGCUACAGAGCCCCGGAGGCCUGGGGGUAAACCACCACCACGAAUCCCAGGGCCAGUCCAGGCCAGCCAGCGUCUGCCUACAGGUUCUGGAGGAUAGUGAGGAUGAUGAGCAGGUGUCAGCUGUGUAGAGCUGGACGCCUGGAUGGACACUGCAGCUCGUUGCAGGGAGGGUGAGAGGAUGAGUGAGGGAAAGGUGGUUUUAACCUGCCAUGCUGCCUCCUCUGGGCACACUCCUCUCACCCCUUCGCUCCUCUCACCCCUUCGCUCCUCUCACCCCUUCGCUCCUCUCACCCCUCGCUCCUCUCCAGGUCCUCAGUCUCAGCUGACGGCUGCUCGAGGCCAAACCAACGGCACCCCCACAGAACUUAUACAAUCAUCUCUUUUUGCUCCAUUUUGAAAAGGUUUCAGCAACUCUCCUGUGUUUAGACUCCCACUGCCCUGGAACAGAGCUGUAAACAGACUGAGAUGUGAUGUCACGGCGUAUGGCUGAGGCGUUUGGGACACAGUGCUUAUGAAGAAGGGAUGGGCGAUGCCUGCUGAUCACUCAAUGUCUUUUUAACAGUACCUCCAUUUGCUUUGGUGCUCUCUUGUCCCAGGUUUUUUUUGAAUGGUUUUUCCUCAGUCGAUGCGUGAAAGUGAUUGUUUUUUUAGCCAUUUGCUUGAUUGCGCUCAGCUUUAAAUGGCAUGCAGACACGAGCGUAGCUCUGAGAAUAUCCAGGAAAGGAGAAAGCAUUUAUUUUUCUUCUCUGUAGUUUAGAAAGCAGAGAUCUGGCAGACAGCAGAAAUGCCCUCGAGUCAAGAGUGACUCGAGGGCAUGUUAUUGCAUCUGUUAUUGCAUCUUGUGGAGUUUCAACAGCGUCUCAGACAAUUGUGUAUGCUGCACCACACCCUCAUCUAUUCAGACGCUCUCUCUUUCUGCGCUUGUUAACCUACGGUAACAUGAGGUACUUUACUGGCAUGCUUCCGUCUGUAUGUUUAAUGAAUGUUAUUCUAAGUUGGUUUUUUUAUGAGUUGACAAACAAAAAGGCUCACUGCUGUAGAAUAGUACAGUGUUUUAUUUUAUUGCAGUACUGUAAAACAAAAUAUUAUCACUGUACAAAUGUUAUUUGGUAAGCUUUAAAUGCGAGGCGUACAGCCAACAGCCCAAAGUUGUUUACACAGAUGCUUACAAACUUGUUUAGUGUGUUUGUUUGUUACACUAGUAGUUGUCUAUUGAAUUAAAAGCUAAAAUGUAAAAGUAUUAUGAUUUCAGGUUAAUUUGAUAUGUAAAGUCUUUAUUAUGCAGUAAGAAUAUGUGGAUGCAGCAUAAACAACACAUUUGGUGUGUUUUCUUUUAAUGUACCUUUUCCAUCUUGGCUAUUAAGUGUCUGUCAAUCUGGUUUAGUAGUCAUGGCAACAAAAGAAAAACAAUGUUUGCCAAUGGAAAAUGCAUUGCAAAACUUGUAUUUCAAUACAUCUCCAUUCCUUGUUCAUAAUAUAGCUAUUUGAAAAAUAGUACAUUUUGUAAAGUAUUUUAAAGAAUUUGCUUUAGUUUCUUCUUAUUGCAAGCAAAAGCUCAUUAUUUGUGGAGGUUUUAACCCUGUAGGGUUGAGGGUGAAACUGCUGAAUGAUAUUGUCAUUAGGGAUAGAACUUACUCGUUGGGAUUCUUUCCUUCAGCUGUCUGUUCUGUAUGUGACGCUUGUUGUUUUCUGUUGUUUUGCCAAACUAAGACUUGAAAAUAUGAAUGGUUAUAUAUAAACAGUGCAUGUAUACAUUUAUACAUAUAUUUUUGGUUUGUCAUAAAUUAAUGUUACAGAUCUUGUAUAGAUAAAGAGUCCUCUAUAAAUGCUAUUUUAAUAUUUUGUUAUAAUAAAAUCAAAGAUUGUGAUUGCC